AUGGACUCGGACGACACCAUGGACGACGUCUCACCUGCGCAAUUCGCACAGCAAAUCUCAACCGCUGAGUUUGAUCGCGAGGCUGUGGAGUAUACAAUACAAGAAGUGCAGCGCUUAAACGUCUCCGUACGCGUGGAGCCAGAGAUUGGCGCACGGUCGAAGUUUUUCCAGCAUGAGAAAAACGUGGUGAAGGGACUUCCAAUCUUUCAGGGCAAACACACAAGAUUUGUGUAUGACGAAGAAGAGGAGGAAAUUGUAACGGCUGUAGAUGUGACGCAGGAGGCAUUGAACAGCGGACCUGUUGUACGUACAGUCGCGGAACUGGACGAGGAUGUGGAGGAGGAGGGCGAAGAAGAAGAAGAAGAAGGAGGAGGAGAAGAGGAGGACGAGGCAGUGAGAAAUGUAUUCUAUGUCGCAGGGCAAAUGAGCGACAUAAUGGUGGAUGACGCGAAUGUGAACGCUGUGAUGGAUGACGUGGAGAUGGAAAUGGCCGCAGUGGCCAUUGACGAACACAAACUGAUACAUGCAGCUGCUCAGAAACAAUGA
Messenger RNA from Peronospora belbahrii, 546 nucleotides. The record is from the annotation of a GenBank genome assembly. Lineage: Eukaryota; Oomycota; Peronosporomycetes; Peronosporales; Peronosporaceae.